UUUUGGAACGCCGCUGAGCGCAGCUGCACAUUUUUAGAAAUCACGCUAGUUAGCCAUAACGCAUUUGAAUCAUGGCGGUCUUUGGCAUGGUCUCGGCUGUGUCCAGCUUCAUCAAGAUACGCUAUCUGCUGGAUAAAGCUGUUAUCGAUAACAUGGUAUUUCGCUGCCACUAUAGAAUUACAACAGCCAUACUGUUCACCUGUUGCAUCAUUGUAACAGCCAACAAUCUGAUUGGUGAUCCCAUAAGCUGCAUCAACGACGGCUCUAUACCCAUGCAUGUGAUCAACACUUUCUGCUGGAUUACCUAUACGUUCACGAUACCCGGACAGCAGCAUAGGCAAAUAGGCACCGAUGUAGCAGCGCAUGGUUUGGGCAACGAGUAUGGCCAGGAGAAGCGCUACCACAGCUACUAUCAGUGGGUGCCCUUUGUGCUCUUCUUUCAGGGUCUCAUGUUCUAUGUGCCGCAUUGGAUUUGGAAGAACAUGGAAGAUGGUAAAAUACGCAUGAUUACCGAUGGUCUACGCGGCAUGGUCACUGUGCCGGAGGAUUAUCGCAAGGAUCGUCAGGAUCGCAUAAUCAAAUACUUUAUGGACAGCAUGAAUUCACACAAUGGCUACUCCUUUGCCUAUUUCUUUUGCGAGCUGCUUAACUUUAUCAAUGUGAUUGUCAAUAUCUUUAUGGUGGAUAAAUUUCUGGGCGGUGCUUUCAUGUCCUAUGGUACUGAUGUAGUCAAAUUCUCAAACAUGGAUCAGGACAUGCGCUUCGAUCCAAUGAUUGAAAUAUUUCCACGCUUAACCAAAUGUACGUUCCGUAAGUUUGGUCCCGGCGGUUCGCUCCAAACACACGAUACGCUUUGUGUGCUGGCUCUCAAUAUACUCAACGAAAAGAUUUAUAUAUUCUUGUGGUUCUGGUUUAUUAUAUUGGCCACAUUAUCUGGUGUUGCUGUGCUCUAUUCUCUGGUGGUAGUCAUGAUGCCCACCACACGUGAAACCAUCAUCAAGCGUGCUUAUCGCUCCGGACAGCGCAAGGAGAUUGCUGGUCUGGUGCGUCGCUUGGAGAUUGGCGACUUCUUGAUCUUGCACUUCUUGAGCCAGAAUCUCAGCACACGCUCGUACAGCGAUAUGCUGCAACAGUUGUGCGGUCUGAUAGGUGCCUCACGCACACCCUCGGCACCCUCGACGCUGGAAAUGAAUCCCAUUAGUCAUCCAUCUAUAUAUCCGCCGACGGAGGCGUUUGGCGGCAAGGAGACCGAGACAUAAGCAUUGCCAGUUGCGAGUCGUUUAUAAUUUUCAAUGAUUUCUCAACAAAAUAUUUGUAGACAGAGAUGAUGAGAGAGAUGAGAUGAGAGAGUGUGUGUGUGUGAGAGAGACCAGAUAGAGGUUUUUUGUAGCGUUCUAGGCUUUUAGGCAUUUUAAUCUUUAGAUAUAUAUACUUAUUAUAUGUAUGUGCAUCUCCAAGACUGUUUUUAAGAAUUGCAGAAAACAACAGCAGCAAAAUUUCUUUAGCAAAAUUUUUACUCCUUUUAAAAUUACGUUUAAUGCAUGGAAUUUGUUAAAGUGGUACGGUCCUAGGCGGAACAGUUUGAGAACGAAACGAGACGAAACGAGAGAGUGUGAGAGAGAGAGAGAGACACAUAGGCAGAGCGUGCAAUUUGUAGGAAGUUACUUUACAUUUCCCUCCCACACAUAUGAAAAGCAUACAAUACAUACAUAUUACAAAUACACACAUACAUAUAAAAAAGAAAACAUUUACUGCUUGUAACCGUAGUAGUUGUUAACAAAAUGAUGCGCCAUUUAAAUAUAUAUAUAUACUUAGUUUACCCCAAAUUAACUCUAUAGUUUGCUCAUGUAUGCAUUGGUGUGUGUGAAAUCGUCACGAUAGUGACGUGAUCACGAUCACACUACAGGCUUAUCGCUCACUCAAAAGCUUACGCAUGCUCACGAAACGUUGAUCUAUAUCAUAUACAUAGAACAUACUCUAUAUAUAAAUUUAACUAUAUAGCAAUCGAAUUAUAUGACCACGAGUAUAUAUGUAAAAUGCUCUCGCUAUUUUUGUCGUAACGUUUAGUUUACACACUACAUCUAUAUAUACAUAUAUGUAAUUUUAAGACAUUUUGUUUAUAACAAAAUCAUUGUGAUUAUUGCUA
Molecule: messenger RNA, 2146 nt
Organism: Drosophila busckii
Lineage: Eukaryota; Metazoa; Arthropoda; Insecta; Diptera; Drosophilidae
Product: innexin inx3
Exons: 6
Coding region: 72-1259 (395 amino acids)
Biological process (GO): phototransduction
Cellular component (GO): gap junction; plasma membrane
Molecular function (GO): gap junction channel activity
Source: RefSeq, a predicted model, not a curated record